Tachyglossus aculeatus (Australian echidna) is the source of this 9314-nucleotide messenger RNA. RefSeq names its product zinc finger homeobox 4 (gene ZFHX4). Gene Ontology annotation, cellular component: nucleus. The coding region runs from base 117 to 9314 and encodes 3065 amino acids. The record is from RefSeq and is a predicted model, not a curated record. Gene Ontology annotation, biological process: regulation of transcription by RNA polymerase II. Gene Ontology annotation, molecular function: RNA polymerase II cis-regulatory region sequence-specific DNA binding; zinc ion binding; DNA-binding transcription factor activity, RNA polymerase II-specific. The transcript is spliced from 15 exons. NCBI's taxonomy places the organism in Eukaryota, Metazoa, Chordata, Mammalia, Monotremata, Tachyglossidae.
AGAGAGAGAGAGAAAGAGAGACAGACAGGAGAGGAGCGAAGAUCGAAUAGCAUCUGCAGGGGAAUGGAAAGUCUCUGACAGGCCGGAUGAAAUGAGACCCCCAUGUAGCGAUCGUCAUGGAAACCUGUGACUCCUCUCCCAUCUCAAGGCAGGAGAAUGGACCAAGGAGCGCGACCAAGCCCCGUGGCCCGGCCCCGCAGGAGGGCGAGGGGGCGGACAAGGCUGCCGGGCCGGAGGCGGACGGGGGCCGGGCCUCGCCCGCCGGGGCCCCGAGGACAGACGAGGGGCCGGGGCCCGGCCCGCCGGCGGGGAGGGGGCCCGCCCCCGCCGCGGCCCGCAUCCCCUGCCACGAGUGUGCCGCUUCUUUCUCCAGUUUACAGAAGUACAUGGAGCAUCACUGCCCCAACGCCCGCCUGCCCGUCCUGAAGGAGGACCGGGAGAGCGAGUCCAGCGAGCCGGAGGACAGCGACGUGGAGAACCUCAGCGGGGAGAUCGUCUACCAGCCCGACGGUUCGGCCUACAUCAUCGAGGGCGCCAGGGACGGCGGGCCGGGGGCGGCGGCCGAGGCGGAGAGGCCCCCCGCGCCCGCCCCCGCCCCCGUGGCGUUCUACCCUCAGAUCAUCAACACCUUCCACAUCGCCUCGGCCCUGGGGAAGCCCUUCGCGGCCGACCCGGCCUUCCCAAAUACCUCAGCGCCGGCGGGCUCCGUUCCCGUGUUGCACAGUUUCCGGGUCUACGACCUCCGGCACCGGAGGGAACGGGACUAUCUCGCCGGCGACGGCUCCGCCAAAAACUCCUGCGUGUCCAAAGAUGCCCCGGGCGACGUGGACCUGUCCCGCUUCGACGGCCGCGUGAGCGACGGCAAGAGGAAGCCCGUCCUCAUGUGCUUCCUGUGCAAGCUGUCCUUCGGCUUCGCCCGCUCCUUCGUCAGCCACGCCGUGCUCGACCACCGCAUGGUCCUCAACGAGCAGGAGCAGAAGCUCCUCGCCCACAAGCACGUCUCCGCCAUCAUCCAGGGGAUCGGCAAAGACCAAGAACCUCUCGUCAGCUUUCUCGAACCAAAAAGGCCGGCCCCGGGCUACCCCUGCUUCCCCGCCCCGGGCCCGCCGGGCCCGGACCCCGCCUUCCGCGGCCUGUGGGCCGCCCUCCGCGUGGAGAACGGCGAGGCCCUGCAGGCGGGCCUGGCCUUCCUCCAGGGCGGGCCCGGGCCCUCGCCGCCCUCUCCCCCCGAGCCCGGCCGGGGGCCGGGGCCGCUGGCGGGCCUCCCCAACGGCGGGUGCCCCGUCAAGAGCGAGCCCGCGGACGAGGAGGACGGGGACGGCGACUUCAACGGGCGGCCGGGCCCGGCGGACGACGGCCCCGGCGCCGCUCCCCAGCACGGCCCCCCUCCCGGCGGCGGCACCGCCCCGGUCCCCCCGGGCCCGGCGGACGGGUCCCCGGGCAGCGGGGUGGAGUGUCCCAAGUGCGACACCGUGCUGGGCUCCUCCCGCUCCCUGGGAGGCCACAUGACGAUGAUGCACUCCCGAAACUCGUGCAAGACGCUCAAGUGCCCCAAGUGCAACUGGCACUACAAAUACCAGCAGACGCUGGAGGCCCACAUGAAGGAGAAGCACCCGGAGCCCGGAGGCUCCUGCGCCUACUGCAAGAGCGGCCAGGCCCACCCCCGGCUGGCCCGCGGCGAGAGCUACACGUGCGGCUACAAGCCCUUCCGCUGCGGCGUCUGCAACUACUCCACCACGACCAAAGGCAACCUCAGCAUCCACAUGCAGUCCGACAAGCACCUCAACAACGUCCAGAACCUGCAGGGUGGCGGCCCCGCGGGCGGCGGCGAGCCCCCGUUCGCCCCCGCGCCCCCCGCCGCCGCCCCCGCGGCCCCGGCCCUCCCGGGCCGCGGGGCACCCUCCCCGGCCAGGCCCAAGCAGAAGGCCACGUGGCGCUGCGAGGUCUGCGACUACGAGACCAACGUGGCCCGGAACCUGCGCAUCCACAUGACGAGCGAGAAGCACAUGCACAACGUGCUGCUCCUGCAGCAGAACGUCAAGCAGCUGCAGCACGACCUGCACCUGGGCCUGGCUCCGGCCGAGGCCGAGCUGUACCAGUACUACGUGGCCCAGAACCUGGGACUGACCGGCCUCAAGCUGGACGGGACGGCCGACCCCCCGCUCCUCGUCAGCCCCUUCCAGCUGGACGCCGCCGCCCUGGCCCCGGGACUCGUCGCCGGCGACCUGCCGUCCGAGCUCCGCCUGGCCGGCGCCCAGCUGGUGGGGGAGGACCUGGCCCUGCUGCCCGGGGCGGCGGGCGACCCGGCCCUGAAGAUCUUCCAGUGCGCCGUCUGCGACCGCUUCAGCUCGGACAGCCUGGAGGCCCUGAGCGUGCACGUGGGCAGCGAGCGGGCGCUGCCCGAGGAGGAGUGGCGCGCCGUCGUCGGGGACCUCUACCUGUGUCGCCUCUGCAACUAUAACACCCAGCUGAAGGCCAACUUCCAGCUGCACUGCAAGACGGACAAGCACGUGCAGAAGUACCAGCUGGUGGCCCACAUCAAGGAGGGGGGCCGCGGCAACGAGUGGCGCCUCAAAUGUCUCGCCGUCGGCAACCCCGUCCACCUCAAGUGCAACGCCUGCGACCACUACGCCAACAGCGUGGAUAAGCUGCACCUCCACACGGCCAACCACCGGCACGAGGCCGCCCUCAGGCUCUACAAGCACUUGCAGAAGCACGAGGGGGCGGUGAGUCCCGAUUCCUGCUACUACUACUGCGCCCUCUGCGAUUACUCCACCAAGGGGAAACUGAGUCUGGUCCAGCACGUGCAUUCCGUCAGACACCACCAGACGGAAGGGCUGCGCCGGCUGCACCUCCACCAGCAGGGCCUGCCCCCCGAGGACGAGGAGAACCUCAGCGAGAUCUUCUUCGUCAGGGACUGCCCGCCCGAGACGCUGGAGGAGCCGGGGGAGGAGCCGGACGCUACCGUGAAGGCGGACGAGGACGGGGCCCUGGGUGACCAAGACGACCGUCAAGCCAAGAAGGCCGGCAGAGAUGCAGGGCGAGGCACCCCGGAGAAGGCGAUCAAGGUCACCGUCGGGGUAGGGACGAAAACGCUCCUGCCACCGGAAGAGGAGGAGGAUGGUCCGGCUAAACGGCCCGGCUCCGCCGAGGACAGAAAGUUCUGCCCCGAGCAGUUUUAUCAGUGCCCUUACUGUAACUACAACAGCAGGGACCCCAGCCGCAUCCAGGUGCACGUCCUGUCCCAGCACUCCAUGCAGCCGGUCAUCUGCUGUCCCCUCUGCCAGGACGUCCUCAGCAGCAAAAUGCACCUGCAGCUCCAUCUCACCCACUUGCACAGCGUGGCCCCCGACUGCGUGGAGAAGCUGCUCCUUAGCGUUCCCGUCCCGGAUGCUCUGGUGCCCCCCACCCUGCUGCUUCCCACGUCCGCGGCCGACAAGUCCGAGCACGAAACGCCGGCCUCGCUGGCCGCCGAGGGAGUUGGGAGACGGCCAGGUGACGACGGUCCGACGGGCGACCCGGGCGUCCCAGGCCUCGAGGCCUCCAAGACGGGGCUGGAGAUCAAGAGCGAGGAGGAGCCGCCGCCCCCGCGUCCCCCGGAAGAGUCCGACGCGCCCGAGUGGAGCCGGACCGGCGAUGGCGGCCCGGACGCCGCGCUGCCCGGGCCCGACCCCCCGGCCGAGCGGGAGCGGCGACGGCCUCCGCCCGGGGCCGACCGCCCGGGGGCCGGCUCCCGCUGCGGGCCCCGCGGCCUGGCGUUCAAGACGCCGCAGCUGCCCGGGCAGCAGCGGCACCAGGCCCUGCGGGCCGCGGCCACGUGCGGCCUCUGCCCGCGCAGCUUCCGCUCGCCACCGGCCCUGCGCCGUCACCUGGAGGCCGCCCACCCGGAGCUGGGCGAGCCCGAGCUGCGGCAGCUCUGCGCCGCCCUGCCCGGCGACCUGGGCUGGCCCGACGCGGCCCCCGACGAGCCGGCCCGGGACCCCGAGGCGGCGGAGGAGGCGGAGGAGGCUGGCGGCGCGGAGGGCGGCCCCCCGGCCGAGGAGCCAGGCGUGGAGCCCAAGCGGACCCUGCCCUUCCGCAAGGGGCCCAACGUCACCGUGGAGAAGUUCCUCGACCCGUCGCGGCCCUACAAGUGCACGGUGUGUAAGGAGUCCUUCACGCAGAAGAACAUCCUGCUGGUGCACUACAACUCCGUCUCCCACCUGCACAAGCUGAAGAGGGUCCUCCGCGAGGCGUCCGGCAGCCCCGGGCCGGCCGACGGGCCCGCCGGGGCCGCCGACCACAAGCCGUACAAGUGCGGCGUCUGCAGCGUGGCCUACAGCCAGGCGUCCACCCUGGAGAUCCACCUCCGCUCCGUCCUGCACCAGACCAAGGCCCGGGCCGCCCGGCUGGACGGGAGCCCCGGCCUGCCGGCCGACGGCCCCACCAAGGACCCGCCCCCCUCCGAUGCCAAAGAGUUCCACAAGAAGCAGACGCCCGACCUCCCCGCGGGCCCCCCGCCCCCGGCCCCGGCCCAGCUGCAGGCGCAGCUGCAGCACGAGUUCCAGCAGCAGCAGGCCGCGGCCGCGGCGGCCACGGCCUUCUUCCCGCCUCAGUUUCUCCACCCCGCUUUCCUGCCGCACUUCCCCGUGACCCCCGAGGCGCUGCUGCAGUUCCAGCAGCCCCAGUUCCUCUUCCCGUUCUACCUCCCCGGCGCCGACUUCGGGCUGGGCCCGGACCUGGGGCCUCCGGGGGCCUCCCCGUGCGCCCUGCCCGGCCCGGCCGGCUCCCCGUUCGAAGAUCUGAAGCAGCAGCUGCAGGGGCAGCACCGCGGCGGCCACUCCCAGCUGCAGAUCCCCCCCCCCGAGCCGGGCGGCGCGGCGGACCGACCGUCCGGCCGGGACCCGCCGGGGCGCCGGGAGGCGGCGGAGGCGCCCGAGCCGCCCGGACGCGAGCCGACGGGUGAGGUCGAGGGGCUCCGCGAGGGGAAGAGGCCCCGGGCGGGCGAGGCCGGCGUGCCGCCCCCGCGCAUCGCCUCGGGCGCCCGGGCCAACGCGGCCAAGGCCCUGCUGGAGAACUUCGGCUUCGAGCUGGUCAUCCAGUACAACGAGAACCGCCAGAAGGCCCAGAAGAGAGGCCGGCCGGCGGGGGCCGAGGGCGAGGGUCCGGCCAAGCUGGAGUGCGGCGCCUGCGCCAAGCUCUUCUCCAACGCCCUGAUCCUCAAGAGCCACCAGGAGCACGUGCACGGGCAGCUCCUCCCCCACGGGGCGCUGGAGAAGUUCGCCCGCCGCUACCGGGAGGCCUACGACAAGCAGUACCCCAUCUCGCCCCCGUCGCCCGAGCCCCCGGCGGCCCCCCGGCCCGCCGCCGCGGCCUCGCCCGCCCCGCCGCCGGCCGCCCCGCUGCCCGUGACCCUGGACCUCCCGCUGUUCCCGCCCCUCAUGAUGCCGUCGGUCCAGCACCCGGCCCUGGCCCCGCAGCUGGCCCUGCAGCUGACCCCCGUGGACGCCCUGGCGGCGGACCUGAGCCGGCUGUGCCAGCAGCAGCUGGGCCUGGACCCCGUCGCCCUGCGCCACGCCGCGCAGUUCAAGCGGCCGCGGACGCGCAUCACGGACGACCAGCUGAAGGUGCUGCGGGCCUACUUCGACAUCAACAACUCCCCCGGCGAGGAGCAGGUGCAGGAGAUGGCGGGCAAGUCCGGCCUCUCCCAGAAGGUCAUCAAGCACUGGUUCCGCAACACGCUCUUCAAGGAGCGGCAGAGGAACAAGGACUCGCCCUACAACUUCAGCAACCCCCCGGUCGCGGCCCUGGACGAGCCGCAGCCCGACCCCCCGCCGGCCCCGCCGGACCCCUCCAAGGCCGACCCGGCGGCCUUCGGGAAGAGGUCGUCCCGCACCCGGUUCACCGACUACCAGCUGCGGGUCCUGCAGGACUUCUUCGACACCAACGCCUACCCCAAGGACGACGAGAUCGAACAGCUGUCCACGGUCCUCAACCUGCCCACGCGGGUCAUCGUGGUCUGGUUCCAGAACGCCCGGCAGAAGGCCCGCAAGACGUACGAGAACCAGGCCGAGGCCAAGGACAGCGAGAAGCGGGAGCUGACCAACGAGCGCUACGUCCGCACGGCCAACCUCCAGUACCAGUGCAAGAAGUGCGGCGGGGUCUUCCCGCGCAUCUUCGACCUCAUCACCCACCAGAAGAAGCACUGCUACAAGGACGAGGACGACGAGGCCCCGGACGAGAGCCCGGCCGACGAGCCCCCGGAGGCCGCCGCCACCCCGCCCGCCCGCUCGCCCGAGCCGGAGCCCACCCGGACGCCGCCCCCGCCCGCCGACGGGCCCGGGCGGACCGCGGCCCCGCCGCCUCCACCGCCACCGCCGCUCUCCCUGGCGCCGCUCCCCCCGACUCUACCUCCGCCGCUGCUGCAGUACCAGUGCGACCAGUGUCGCGUGGCCUUGCCCAGCCUGCGGCUCUGGCAGGAACACCAGCACGUGCACUUCCUGGCGGCCCAGAACCAGUUCCUGCACUCGCCCUUCCUCGAGCGGCCCGUCGACCUGCCCUACGUCAUCUUCGACCCGGGCAACCCGCUGCUGGCCUCCCCGCUGGCCCCGCCGCCCCCGCCGGCGGGCACCCCGCCCGCCGGCCCCCCGAAGAGGAAGCCCGAGGAGCGGGACGACGCGGCGGCGGCGGGGUCCGGGGCGGGCGGCGGGGUGGGAGAGGACCAGCACCGGGACAAGCGCCUGCGGACCACCAUCACCCCCGAGCAGCUGGAGGUCCUGUACGAGAAGUACCUGCUGGACUCCAACCCCACCAGGAAGAUGCUGGACCACAUCGCCCGCGAGGUGGGCCUCAAGAAGCGCGUGGUGCAGGUCUGGUUCCAGAACACGCGGGCCCGCGAGCGGAAGGGCCAGUUCCGCGCCCUGGGCCCCGCCCAGGCCCACCGACGCUGCCCCUUCUGCCGCGCCCUCUUCAAGGCCAAGUCGGCCCUCGAGAGCCACGUGCGCUCGCGCCACUGGAGCGAGGGUCGGCGGGCGGGCUCCGGCCUCCCGCCCAGCCCCGUUCCGGCCCCGGACGACGGGCCCGACGGCGUCCCCCGCCAGUACGUCUUCUUCGACUGCCCGGCGCUGGCGCUGGCCAAGGCGGACCCGGCCGGCCAGGGCAGGCCCGCGCCCGCCCGCUCCCCGCGGGGCCGCCCUGGCCCGGCUGGUGACGACCAGGGCCGGGCCGAGCCGGACGAGACGUCGUCCGUCAACACGGCCGUCAGCGACGCCGCCGCGGCCGAGGAGCCGGAGGCGGGGCCCGGGCCCGCCCCCCGAUCCUCCCCGCGGGGGGGCGGCGGCGGCGGCGGCGACCCGGACACCGGCCCCUUCCCGGCCGACGACCCCGACGACGGCGCCGACCGCAGCGAGUCGUCCAGCGCCGCCGACCCCGGCUCGCCGGCCCCGCCGGGCUCCGGGCCCCCGUUCCGGGCCCGGGGCGGCGAGAGGCCGGGCCACAAGCGGUUCCGCACGCAGAUGAGCAACCUGCAGCUGAAGGUGCUCAAGGCCUGCUUCGGCGACUACCGCACGCCCACCAUGCAGGAGUGCGAGCUGCUCGGGGCCGAGAUCGGCCUGCCCAAGCGCGUGGUGCAGGUCUGGUUCCAGAACGCCCGAGCCAAGGAGAAGAAGUUCAAGGUCAACGCGGGCAAGGCCCCCCAGGCCGGCUCGGACGGCGGGGCCCGGCCCGACUGCGGCCUCUGCGGCGUCAAGUACUCGGCCCGCCUCUCCGUCCGCGACCACGUCUUCUCCCGCCAGCACAUCGCCAAGGUGCGCGAGACGGUGGGCAGCCAGCUGGACCGCGAGCGAGACUAUUUGGCCCCCACCACGGUCCGCCAGCUCAUGGCCCAGCAGGAGCUGGACCGCAUCAAGAAGGCGGCCGACGCCCUGGCACUGUCCGGCCCGCUGCCACCUGGCCCGGGGGAUGCCGGGCCCGGGGCCACUUCCUUGCUGGGCCUCGGGGGUCUGCCCACCACCUACCCAGCCCUGCCCGCCCUCCCCGCCGGCCUCCUCCCUGGGAUGAAUGGGCCAUCGCCUCUUCCCGGCUUCCCCCCAGGACCCAACGCUCUGUCAUCUCCCAGCCCGGGCCUCCUGGGGUUCCCCGUCUCCACGGCCUCAUCUCCGGCCCCGAGCAGCGGUCCCGCCAAGCCCGGCCCGCAGACCCCGCCGCCCCCGCCCGGCCCCGGCCCGCCCGACAGGGAGCCGGACAAGAAGCCACCCAGGCCCGGAAAGGUCCGCAAGGUCAAGGAGGAGGAGCCGGACGCCCCCCACCCGGAGAAGCCGCCCAGAAGAGAGGAGAAGAUGGCGCCGGGCCCGGGCGGGCUAGGCCCAGGCGGGCUAGGCCCGGGCGGAGAGAACAGCCGGCUCCCGGCCCCGCAGGGCCCCGACGGGCCGGCCCUCCUCGGUGGCCAGUUCCUGCCCUACUUCCUCCCCGGCUUCGCCUCCUACCUGGCCCCCCAGCUGCCCGGGGCCGGGCCGGGCGGGUUCCUGCCCCCGGCCUGCGGCCUGGAGGGCCUCUUCCCUUACGGGCCCGUGGGCUCGUCCCCGCCACCGCCGCCCCCGCCGCCGGACCCCCCGGCCCCGCAGCCCCGGGCCGCCCCGGCCAAGCCGCCGGCCCCGGACGGCGCCAAGGGGGACCCCCCGGCCGCCGCUCCCGUCAAGUACGAGUUCAUCUGCAGGAAGUGCCGGAUGAUGUUCGCGGCCGAGGAACCGGCCCUGACCCACCAGAAGUCCUUCUGCUACUUCGACCAGCCCCUCAUCAACCCGCGGGAGACGGUCCUCCGCGUGCCGGCCGGCGGCCCUCCGGGCGGCCCUUGCGACGCCGCCCCCGGGGCCCGGGACCAUCCGCCCCCCCAGCUCCGGGCCGGCGCCCACAAAGAGAAAACAAUCAAACAAGCAAUGAGAAAUGCCAAAGAGCAUAUAAGAUUAUUACCUCACUCAGUCCGCUCUCCCAGCCCCCACGCCACAUCUACCUCACCCUCCGCAGCUCCCCACAACGGCCCCUAUCCGCCCCCGUCCUCCUUCUCCAUCAAGUCCUGGCCAAAUCUCCUCUUCCCAGCCUCCACCAGGAAAGCUGCUCCCCCGCCCCCGCCCUCCCCGCCUUCAACGGUUACCUCAAGUUCGGGCAACUCCUCGGGGAUGCCCCCCUCGCUCCCCACGGAGAGUUGCUCCGACGAGUCCGACAGCGAACUGAGCCAGAAGCUGGAAGACCUAGACCACUCUCUGGAAGUCAAGGCCCAGUCGGCUUCCGGCCUCGACGGAAAUUUCGGCAGCCUCCGGAUGGAUCUUUUCGGGGUGUAG